AUGUCUCUUGAGUUCUUCCACAAUUUAACAUUGUUACAAUGUCUCUCUGUUAGCGCCUUCAUUACUACCGUAUCACUCUUCUUCUGUGGAAUACCGAUAUGUGUAAAUAUCUGGAAAAGACGAAAUACAAAAGAUAUCAGUGCAGUGCCGUUCCUAAUGGGUGUUCUCGGAGCGGUAUACUGGCUGCGAUAUGGUUUAAUGAAAACGGAUUACACAAUGAUCGCAGUGAAUAUCUUUGCCGCUACACUUAUGGGCUUAUAUCUUAUAUUUUACUACUUCAUGACUAAAAAGAAGCUAUGGAUCUCGAUUGAAAUUUGUGCCGUGAUAUUCCUUAUAUCAUUGAUGCUUCUUUUGGUCAGGAUAUAUAGGCAUGAUAUUUUUCAUCCACUUGGCUUUACAUGCAUGACCUUUAACAUUUUAAACUUUGGUGCACCGUUAGCUGGUCUUAAAGUGGUAUUACGGCAACGCAGUUGCGAGACGUUACCAUUGCCAAUGUGUAUAGCUAAUCUUCUUGUAUCAAGUCAAUGGGCUUUAUAUGGUGUGUUGGUAUCUGAUGUUUACAUUAUUACACCGAAUGCGAUUGGAAUGCUGUUGGCAAUGAUACAGAUAGCAUUGUUCCUAAUAUUCCCAAUGAAACAAGGACGCCUUUCACCAGUACAACGGUGUUUCAAUCCUUCAUGCUGCGCUACAGCAGCUUCUUUCUCUUCUGAUGAGAACGUUAUUAAUGAAAUGAAACCGAAAAAAUCGUGGAUUAAUAGUGCAGCUAAAAAAAGUGAAUUGGUGGACUCCGGGUUGAGCAGAAGUCAAAGACCGUACUGCAAUAGUCAUAUGGCAGACUUCAUCCAUAACUAA
Molecule: messenger RNA, 852 nt
Organism: Brugia pahangi
Lineage: Eukaryota; Metazoa; Nematoda; Chromadorea; Rhabditida; Onchocercidae
Source: the annotation of a GenBank genome assembly